Molecule: messenger RNA, 1786 nt
Organism: Castor canadensis (American beaver)
Lineage: Eukaryota; Metazoa; Chordata; Mammalia; Rodentia; Castoridae
Gene: Slc25a20
Product: solute carrier family 25 member 20
Biological process (GO): mitochondrial transport; carnitine transmembrane transport
Cellular component (GO): mitochondrial envelope
Molecular function (GO): O-acyl-L-carnitine transmembrane transporter activity
Source: RefSeq, a predicted model, not a curated record
GGGCCCUCCUACAGACCUGCCCCAGACUCAUGCCCCGCCCAUCCUAAAGUAGGCGAAAGGUCGGCGGGGCCGGCUUGCUGCUGGGGCACCGGAGCAAGACCGCCGGGAACUGACAGGCAGACAGGCAUCCAGUCAGACUACUGACCAUGGCAAACGAGUCGAAGCCCAUCAGCCCGCUCAAGAACCUGCUGGCCGGCGGCUUUGGCGGCGUGUGUCUGGUGUUCGUGGGGCACCCUCUGGACACAGUCAAGGUCCGACUCCAAACACAACCACCAAGUUUGCCUGGACAGCCUCCCAUGUACUCUGGAACCAUUGACUGUUUCCGGAAGACUCUUGUUAGAGAGGGCAUCACAGGUCUAUACCGGGGCAUGGCUGCACCCAUCAUUGGGGUCACCCCUAUGUUUGCUGUAUGCUUCUUUGGGUUUGGUUUGGGGAAGAAACUACAACAGAAAUCCCCAGAUGAUGUGCUCAGCUACCCACAACUGUUUGCAGCGGGGAUGUUAUCUGGUGUGUUCACCACAGGAAUCAUGACCCCUGGGGAACGGAUCAAAUGCUUAUUACAGAUCCAGGCUUCUUCAGGAGAAACCAAGUACACUGGUACCUUGGACUGUGCAAAAAAACUGUAUCAGGAGUUUGGGAUCCGAGGCAUCUACAAAGGGACUGUGCUUACCCUCAUGCGAGAUGUUCCAGCCAGUGGGAUGUAUUUCAUGACAUAUGAAUGGCUGAAAAAUGUCCUCACUCCAGAGGGAAAGAGUGUCAGUGAUCUGAGUGUACCUCGGAUUCUGGUGGCUGGAGGCUUUGCAGGGAUCUUCAACUGGGCUGUGGCAAUCCCCCCAGAUGUGCUCAAGUCUCGCUUCCAGACUGCACCUCCUGGAAAAUACCCCAAUGGUUUCAAAGAUGUGCUGAGAGAGCUGAUCCGAGAUGAAGGAGUCACAUCCUUGUACAAAGGGUUCAAUGCAGUGAUGAUCCGAGCCUUCCCAGCCAAUGCAGCUUGUUUCCUUGGCUUUGAAGUUGCCAUGAAGUUCCUUAAUUGGGUGGUCCCCAACCUGUGAGACUGAAGGCUACUCAGGGAUUCUGGAUGCUGGAAACUAUCGUUGAGGAGAAGCAGUGGGCAGGAUGAGGCAGUCCUGCAGGGUGGGGGGAGGGGAAUGGUGGGAUCAGAGCUUCAGGCAUGGACACGAUAGAACCCUUGCCUUAAUGACAUCCUCUACCUGUAUAACUUGAUGUGCCAUUUCAAAACAUGAAUUCACUCUUGCCAGUUUAGGAAAUUUUUCAGAAUUUGGAGAUGGAAUAAGUAGCUUCUAGACCAGAUACCACCUGUGGCCAGAUUGCUACCUACUAGUAGUUGACUACUAGUCCUAAAACACUCAAAAUAUCCCUGGCUAAAGAGGUGAUGUCAGCCUCUCACUGGAGGCAUCUUACAUAUUUUCAACCAGAUGAUCAGGAACUGGGAUCUUCUUCAAUCACUAGUCAGAAAACCCAACUGAUUUAUAGGGUGCCAUCUAAUCCCAGGCUGCACAUAGGGAUGUGGACUUGAAGCCCCAUCUGACCGCUCAAGUGGACUGGGUGGAUAUGCCUAUUAACUGUUGGAUUUUGAUUAUUUUUACACAAGCAAAUAAUCAAAAAUAAAACUACAGUAGCCUAAUUUUCCAGGAGAAGGUGGAGAAUUUUCCCUCCCACACAAUGCGGAUGGACAGUCCCCGCCUGCUGGGAUAAGUGUGAAAGCCCAGGGUGUAGGGAGGGUCUUUUUUGUAUUAUCUUUCCUCAUGAGAGUACCCAGUGUCAA